AUGGCUUACCUCAUGGCUUACCUCAUGGCACCAUCCCUGAUUGGUGGAAACCCUGCCGCCUUCCUGAAAGAGGACACCAAGCGAGGGCACAAGCGGGCACAAACCCUAGCACCCCCCAAACGGGACGCCCGGUCCAAAUCCCUUCAAACUUCUCUUGGAAGACCACCUCAUCCGCUACACACAAGGCCAUCGCCAUCAGCGCCAUUAAUCAACUAUCUCGCUGAUCGACUUUUACUCGUCAAGAUGGUUCUCGCGGUCGAUCUCCUUAACCCCACGCCUCAGGCUGAGGCCCGUAAGCACAAGCUCAAGACCCUUGUGCCCCAGCCCCGCUCCUUCUUCAUGGACGUCAAGUGCCCCGGUUGCUUCACCAUCACCACCGUCUUCUCGCACGCCCAGACCGUCGUCAUUUGCGCCGGUUGCUCCACCGUCCUUUGCCAGCCCACCGGUGGCAAGGCCCGUCUGACCGAGGGCUGCUCUUUCCGCCGCAAGUAA
Molecule: messenger RNA, 492 nt
Organism: Penicillium antarcticum
Lineage: Eukaryota; Fungi; Ascomycota; Eurotiomycetes; Eurotiales; Aspergillaceae
Product: 40S ribosomal eS27 domain-containing protein
Exons: 3
Coding region: 1-492 (163 amino acids)
Biological process (GO): ribosomal small subunit assembly; translation
Cellular component (GO): cytosolic small ribosomal subunit; ribosome
Molecular function (GO): structural constituent of ribosome; RNA binding
Source: RefSeq, a predicted model, not a curated record